AUGGCGCAUUACAACGCACCAAAGUUCUACGCUCAACUUGAGGACCGUUCUGUCCCCAAGUUUGCAGUUCUGGUGUGCAUGGCAUAUGGACUCGCUCUUGUUGUAUUCAUAGUGUUUGGCAUGUGCGGGUUCGCUCUCUUCGGCUACGAUGCGGAAGGGAACAUCUUGAAGAAUUAUGGUUUUGGUUCAGAGGUGAUGCUGGCCUGGCUUGGCAUGGGCUUCUCUGUGGCCUUCACAUACCCAUUGGUCUUCAGCGGUUUCCGGGACUCCUGUGUGUCCCUGCUGGGCGGCUGUGGCCUUUCUGGGGAGUCCAGUGGUUUCCGGUUGAGCUUCACCCUUUUCGCUGUUGCGGCCACAGUCUUGGGCGGAACUGUCUUCAGCAACGUAGCCCAGGUGAAUGGGGCAAAAGGUGCUGUGCUUAGCCCUUGCCUGGCUUUCAUCUACCCAGCCGCGAUCCACCUCAGGUCCACGUCCAGGGAGAAGCGGGAGAAAGUCAAUGCACCGCCUUCCCUGGUCGCUCUGCGACUCGGUAGCUACGGCCGCCUUGCCUUCGGAGUGCUUGCUUUGAUGGUGAUGUUUGCCUUACCAAAGACCGAUUUCUCGGAAUUGGCCAGCGCCUACCCUGCUGGGAUGUAG
Messenger RNA from Symbiodinium pilosum, 636 nucleotides. NCBI's taxonomy places the organism in Eukaryota, Dinophyceae, Suessiales, Symbiodiniaceae. The record is from the annotation of a GenBank genome assembly.